AGGCAUCGGGCCCCCAGGCAGAGCGGCGGGCGCCGGACCCCCAGGCGGAGCGACAGGUCUCGGGCCCCCAGGCGGAGCGGCGGACGCCGGACCCCCAGGCGGAGCGACAGGUCUCGGGCCCCCAGGCGGAGCGGCCGGCGCCGGACCCCCAGGCGGAGCGACAGGUCUCAGGCCCCCAGGCGGAGCGGCGGGCACCGAGUCACCAGGCACGACAGUGGGCUCCGAGUCAACUGGCAUGACCGCUGGCACUGGGUCAGACAUUGGAUCGUCUGGCUGGACAGCGGGCAUCGGGUCACCAGGCAUCAGGUCAUUUGGCUCGACAGCAGCGGGCACCGCGUCAUCUGGCAAGGCAGUGGGCUCCGAGUCAACUGGCAUGACCGCGGGCACUGGGUCAGACAUUGGAUCGUCUGGCUGGACAGCGGGCAUCGGGUCACCAGGCAUCAGGUCAUUUGGCUCGAC
Messenger RNA from Staurois parvus, 459 nucleotides. Lineage: Eukaryota; Metazoa; Chordata; Amphibia; Anura; Ranidae. The record is from the annotation of a GenBank genome assembly.